Didymosphaeria variabile is the source of this 1383-nucleotide messenger RNA. It is a transcript of the gene TAM41, whose product is annotated as Mitochondrial translocator assembly and maintenance protein 41. Lineage: Eukaryota; Fungi; Ascomycota; Dothideomycetes; Pleosporales; Didymosphaeriaceae. Gene Ontology annotation, cellular component: mitochondrion. Gene Ontology annotation, biological process: cardiolipin biosynthetic process; CDP-diacylglycerol biosynthetic process. Gene Ontology annotation, molecular function: phosphatidate cytidylyltransferase activity. The record is from RefSeq and is a predicted model, not a curated record. The transcript has a single exon. Bases 1 to 1383 code for a protein of 460 amino acids.
AUGAGAAAAACUGCGCUCUACAUCAUGUCUCGACUACGUCCUUUAACCCGGAUACCAUGGUGUAGAAGACCUUUGCUCCAGGCGAAUCGCCGCUAUGUUACUUCGCAAAGCCCGCAAGCAACCACGGAAGCCUACAAUCAGUCUCUCCCUCCAGGUUGGGAAGACGAAGCACCAGCGCUCUCUGAUUUUUCAGAACUACCGCACAAGGACUUUGGCAAGAAUCAGCUUAUAGAAACAAAUGAGGAAUUCAAGAGAAGCCUGCGCGGCAUAUUGAAGCAGUUCCCUCCCAUCACGUACGCCUUCGCAUAUGGCUCCGGCGUCUUCCCGCAAUCCGACGCGACCGCAUCGCGCGUUACGCUCUCGCCGCAUCCGAACCCCCCGGAGGCGAUACUGAAAUGGCAGAAAGGAGGAGGAAAGAUAAUCGAUUUCGUCUUCACAACACGCUUCUCCCAACACUUCCACUCCCUGAACCUGCGCGAACACCGAGACCACUACUCCUUUCUCGGAAGAUUGGGAUCCGGCGUAGUGAGCCAUGUGCAGGAUAGGUACGGCGCAGGAGUCUACUUCAACCCCUACGUCACCGUAAACGGAACCAUGAUAAAGUACGCUGUCGUCAACUUCGAAACGCUCCACAGCGAUCUCUCCAACUGGGACACCCUCUACCUCGCCGGUCGCCUUCACAAGCCUGUCAAAAUCCUGUUCGAAGAACCAAACAUUCGUGUCGCUAAUCAGCGCAAUCUCCUCUCCGCCGUGCGCUGCUCGCUGCUCCUCCUGCCACAGACAUUCACAGAAAAGGAGCUCUAUUCCACAAUUACCGGCCUCAGCUACCAAGGGGACCCGCGCAUGACGUAUGGCUCAGAGCAUCCCAAGAAGAUCGACAAUAUCGUGACCCACCAGAUUCGCAACUUCCGCCUCCUGUAUCAUGACCUGAUUAUGUCGCUGCCCAACAUCUCAUACGCAGAUGAGAAGGCCAUCAGCAAGCCGGAUUGGAUGGACGACACCAAGCUGGAUCUCAAAAUCACUCAAGACAUGGAUGUAGAGCGCCGGGCCAAUAUGGUUAGGCGAUUGCCCAAGUCCUUCCGAGAGAAGGUCUACUUUCUCUACCAGCGCAAAUUCGCUAUUCCAGGCCGCGAGUUCCAGGAGAUGUUGGAAGCUAGUAAGGAUGAGGAUGCCAAAGGUGGUCUGAAAAAGCAGGUGGGCGGAGCAUUUGAUCGCCGCAUAGCUGCAGAGAAGGAUCUCCCUGCGAUGGUCACGAAGGCUAUCAACCAGACGGUAUACUGGCCAGCAGCCGUGCAAAGUGCCAAGGGUAUCCUGACUGCAGGCCCAAUCCGCGCCUGGCGGUAUUUGCAGGAGAAGAGGGAGAAGGGAAGGAUGAAGUCAUGA